AUGCGCAAGAGUCCAUUAAUGAAAGAAAACAUGAAAGCUAUUCACAAUUAAAAAUUUUCAUAUUUAAAUAAGAGUAAGUAAAAGACAUCUUCUUUGGAAAAAAAUUCAUACUCAAACCGAUCUCUCUUAAAUGAGAUGCAACAUUAAACACCAAAUUAACCAAAGAAAAAUAUUUCAACUUAAGCAUCAGAUUAGAAACUGCAUAAUUGUACAUUAAAUAUUAAUAUAAAGAAAGUUAAAUACUGAAAUCAUUAAUGAAAAUAUAAAAUAGAACAAAUCCAAUAUUAGCAUAAUAGAAUUGCUAUGCAGGAGUGAAAUUAAAUUUCAAUAAUUGUAUAAGUAUUGAACAUAAUUUAAAUAAAGGCAAUGAAGAAAAAAGAAUGAAUCCAAAUCAAUAUAACUCAUUAAAUUAAACAAUACAUCCAUCUCCAAAAGUUAAAACAAUAUCAUUAUCUACUUAUACUGUAUUAAAUUAAUUAACCUAAUUAUUAGAGUACAUAGAGUCCUGAAAUAAGAGAGAAAGAGAUUAGACAUGAAUAGAUAUCGUAAUUUAAAUAGCUAAUUAUUCAGACUAAAUAAAGUUUAGAAAAUGUAAAAAUCUCAGAUAUGCAAUAAUGUAUCGAGAGAAUAUUUGAUCAAACUAUUUAACCAUUACUUUAAUUAAAGGUAUUAAUUAAACAUUUAAUAACUAGAGUGAAGUACUUAAACAAAUUGAAAAGUGUAUCAAUGCUGAAUAAUGUUAAAUACGUUCUACUAUUGAUUCAUUAAAAAAAAUGGAGGAAGAUAUACUUUCAAAUGAAUUUAAUAUUAUAGAAUAUAUGGCUAUGGGUCCAUUUAAUGAAAUUAUGUUGAUCUAUCAAAAAAGAUUUAAAGAACACUCCAUCUUUGUUUAAUAGUUAAAUUAAUAAGAUAUUGUUAUGCAUCAAUUCAAAUAAUUACAUGACAACUUUACUUAACAAAAUCAUUUAUUAUGUAAAUAAUUAUAAUAGUCUCUGUAAAACUACUUAACAUUAUAUAUAUCAUUUUAAAACAAAGAGGAUUUUUAUGAAAUUAAAGAAUUCAAUAAAAUUUAAUAGCAAAAUCAAUUUAUCAAUAAUUUUUAAGAAAACUUGUUCCAAACAUGUGAAACUAAUAAUUCAAUUGAUGAAGAUUAAGUGAUUAUGAAAGAUUAAUAAGUGGUUAGAAUUCCAGAUAAGACUUCAUAAUUUACUUAAUUAUUAAUGAAAGGUUUAAAUUGUUAAAAGAGUUUGUUUCCAUCAGAAUCACCUCAAUUCAAGAAUUGA
This is a messenger RNA of Paramecium pentaurelia, 1283 nucleotides long. The record is from the annotation of a GenBank genome assembly. Lineage: Eukaryota; Ciliophora; Oligohymenophorea; Peniculida; Parameciidae.